AUGGCCAACAGUGAGCGCACCUUCAUUGCCAUCAAGCCCGAUGGCGUCCAGCGCCAGCUUGUGGGGGAGAUCAUCAAGCGUUUUGAGCAGAAGGGAUUCCGCCUUGUUGCUAUGAAGUUCAUGCAGGCUUCUGAAGACCUUCUCAAGGAACACUACAUCGACCUGAAGGACCGCCCCUUUUUUACCGGCCUGGUGAAAUACAUGCACUCAGGGCCAGUGGUUGCCAUGGUCUGGGAGGGGCUGAAUGUUGUGAAGACAGGCCGAGUGAUGCUUGGGGAGACCAACCCCGCGGACUCCAAACCUGGGACCAUCCGAGGGGACUUUUGUAUCCAAGUUGGCAGGAACAUCAUCCAUGGCAGCGAUUCCGUGGAGAGCGCGGAGAAGGAGAUUGGCCUGUGGUUUCGGCCGGAGGAACUGGUAGAUUACAAGAGCUGUGCUCAGAACUGGAUCUACGAGUGA
Messenger RNA from Pipistrellus nathusii (Nathusius's pipistrelle), 459 nucleotides. Lineage: Eukaryota; Metazoa; Chordata; Mammalia; Chiroptera; Vespertilionidae. The record is from the annotation of a GenBank genome assembly.